GGGUCAGGGGUCAGCCGCGAAAGAUGGCGGCGGCAGUGACCUUUUGCCGGCUGCUGAGCCGCAGUCGCCUGGCCGCGCUGAGCCUUCCCCAGGCCGCCAGGUGUUUCGGGGUGCGGACUUCGCCUACUGGGGAGAAGAUCACGCACACUGGCCAGGUUUAUGAUGAGAAAGAUUAUAGGCAAAUGCGGUUUGUGGGUCGUCAAAAAGAGGUGAAUGAGAACUUUGCCAUUGACUUGAUCGCCGAGCAGCCCGUGAGUGAGGUAGAGAGCCGCGUGAUAUCGUGUGACGGCGGCGGCGGAGCGCUGGGCCACCCGAGAGUGUACAUAAACUUGGACAAAGAAACAAAAACGGGGACCUGUGGUUACUGUGGGCUCCAGUUCAGACAGCACCAUCACUAAGCUGGAUGGCGCUUCCGUUCGAACAGCACCGUCGCUAAUGUGGACGGCGACUCCAUCUCAGCGGCACCGUCCCCACAGCGCGUGGUGCGCUCCUGGUCCCGAGAGGCGGCGCGUGUAGGCUGCGGUGUCAGGGAUGAAGCACCAAGAGAUCCUGAGCGCUGUGGGGAGAAUUCUGUCUGAAUAAAGAUGUUACUGUAAAGGAA
Trichechus manatus latirostris (Florida manatee) is the source of this 601-nucleotide messenger RNA. It is a transcript of the gene NDUFS6, whose product is annotated as NADH:ubiquinone oxidoreductase subunit S6. Gene Ontology annotation, biological process: mitochondrial electron transport, NADH to ubiquinone. Lineage: Eukaryota; Metazoa; Chordata; Mammalia; Sirenia; Trichechidae. Bases 24 to 398 code for a protein of 124 amino acids. The record is from RefSeq and is a predicted model, not a curated record. The transcript has 4 exons.